Molecule: messenger RNA, 408 nt
Organism: Trachymyrmex cornetzi
Lineage: Eukaryota; Metazoa; Arthropoda; Insecta; Hymenoptera; Formicidae
Exons: 2
Coding region: 1-408 (135 amino acids)
Molecular function (GO): nucleic acid binding
Source: RefSeq, a predicted model, not a curated record
AUGUAUGAGAAACGGCUGCUUGUUAAUGAAUUGCACGUUCCGGCGAGAAGAAAUUUACCGCGAAGACACGUCAUAGUACAUGGAUACGACCUGUGGCAGGCGGAUGUGAUCGAGAUGCGUCCAUAUACGCGAUUCAACAGAGGUUACCACUACAUUCUCACCGUUAUGGAUGUGCUGAGUAAGCACUCAUGGGCCGUGCCGCUUAAAGCCAAGAGCGGAAACGAUGUGACGAAUGCGAUCGCAAAGAUAAAGAUCGAGACGAUAAAAGUUGUCCGAAAAAUCAACCGAUACACGCCGAAUUGGACUACGGAAGUCUUUAAAAUUAUCAAAGUGCAGCAAACUAAUCCAGUGACGUAUCUAUUGGAAGAUUUUCGCGAGGAGACUAUCGCUGGAGGAUUCUACGAAUAA